Messenger RNA from Mercenaria mercenaria, 7748 nucleotides. RefSeq names its product sorting nexin-14-like. Gene Ontology annotation, molecular function: phosphatidylinositol binding. The transcript has 30 exons. Gene Ontology annotation, cellular component: late endosome. Gene Ontology annotation, biological process: autophagosome maturation. The record is from RefSeq and is a predicted model, not a curated record. Bases 14 to 2791 code for a protein of 925 amino acids. Lineage: Eukaryota; Metazoa; Mollusca; Bivalvia; Venerida; Veneridae.
UACAAGGAGCAACAUGGCUGUCCCGUUGUAUCUUAUCAAAUAUUAUCUACACAAACAUUCCAAAUUUGCGUCAUUCCUGGCAUGUCUACUUCUGGCAACAAUAAUAUUUUACAGGUUUAUACUUGUAACCUUGUUGCUGUGGUCCUUUGUGCUGGGAGUUAGUGUCUCAUACUGUUUUCUAAGCCGAGACUUUCUGCUUCCAAGUUUGUUGCCAUUGUUCAAUCUGAGGAGACACAGAAAACAUGGAGAAGAAGUUGAUGAUGAGUUCACUUUAAUGAAGACAGUAUGUACAGUGUGCGGACAGAGAAAAUGUCCCAGACAUAGACCAGAAUUAAACAUACUAGCAUUUCAACCAUGGACCAGUCUGGAGAUAAGACAGUCAGUGGAUGUUGCCUUUGAAGAGUUCCUAAACAUUGUCUUGAAUGAAUUUGUCUAUACUUGGUAUAAGGAUGUAAGUACAGAUGAAGAGUUUGUGGAUGAAUUGAGAACAUCUAUCCGAUUUCUGUUCUCAGUAUUAUUGAGGAGAGCUAAAAAAGUCAAUGUACCUAAAAUGAUAACUGAGAGACUUAUAAAGGCAGGACUUCAACAUCUACAUGCCUAUAUGCAGGCAAGAGCUACAGCUGGAGAUAAUGUUGACUUGCAAGAAGCCACUCUGCAAUUCCUGGGUCCAAAUCUACAUUAUGCGAUGCAGAGUCGUAAGGCAGAGCAGGAGUAUAUUCGUAGAUUAGUGGAGCAAAUGUUUCCCUACGUUUUGAGACCUCAGGCUUUACAGUCUAAGGCAACAUGUGCAUUACUACGAGAGAUACUAGCAGCCUCUGUUAUCAUGCCAGCUAUGGAUGCUGUCGCUAAUCCGGAUAUGGUUAACAACAUUAUACUGGUUUUUCUAGAUGAUACUCCGCCGCCUCCACCACCAGAAACGCCAUCGCCUAUGGUAUCAUUCCUGGCAAAUUUCAAUAAUCAGACACGUGGUUCACUCAGUGAUCCAGAACAAACAACUAAAGUCAGCAAGUCAACAUUACGAUUAGUGUUGUGUGAUGUUAUGGAUCCGGAAAAACCAGAAAUGCUGUAUCCAUUUAUGCAAUUCCUGAAGAGCGAAGCAGCCGUUAAUGUUCUACAGUUUGCACUGGCCUGUGAGGAUUUUAAUAAGAAGAUAUUGGACCCAGACUUAAGUACUCAAGAUUUGUCAAAACUUCAUGAAGAUCUGAAGGAAUUACACAGGAACUAUUUCUCACCAAAGUCACCUGAUAGGAUCAACUUUGAGGAAAAUAUUGUCUCAGAAGUGCAAGAGAUUAUAGAUGGUACACAUUUUGAUGUAUUAAAGCUGCGUACGUCCACUCCAAUGUUCAGAGCAUAUGAACAUGUCUACAAUCUACUCAAUAAAACAUUCCUGCCAUUGUUCCAUCAGAGUGAAGAGUAUUACACAAUGAUAUGUGGAGAGAGACUGGCAUCUCAGGUGCAUAACAGAUAUGUAGCAAAACAACCAAAUAAGAAGAAUUCAGGCAUUGCAAGUUUUGGAUCAAAGAUCAAGGAAGUGUUCAAACCAGCAGACACAAGGUCAAUAUCAUCCCUGGAUCUUCUUGAUAUUGAGAACACAGAUGAUGCUGAUACUGUUACAGUUGCUUCAGCAAGUUCGUUGGAAGAUGAGGCCCAGUUUGAGGACCUUGAGCAUACCAUUGAACAGUUCACACCGCAUGACCUGAGUACAUGGAGGGUCACAAUACCAAGGUUAGGGGCCAGAUCUGACCCGGAGAAUCCUAAGAAACAGUUCUUUGUAUUUAUUGUAGAAAUAAGGAGAGUUGAAUACGAAAAUGAAGGACGAUCCAGUUGGACUGUUGCCAGGAAGUACACAGAAUUUUAUACUCUCGAACAAAAACUGAAGGAGUUCCAUGGUUCCGAACUUGAUGAUUGUGUACUUCCUCCUAAAAAGAUAAUGGGAACUAAGAAUCAGGAGUUUAUUGAAGGGAAAAGAGAAUUAUUCGAAUCCUACCUAGAAAAAUUGUUAACAAAACCUGUGUUGAAGGGCAGUCAGCUACUAUUUAACUUUUUCACUGCUGAAACAGCCUUUGAUUUUGGACUAGAUAUCAACAUAGGCCGUGUUCUGAAAUCGGGUGCCAGAAAAUUAGUGAAAGAGAAAGGGCAGCACCUGGAGUCGUUCCUGGUCGGAUUUGAGAAAAGUACAGAGCCUCCUAAACCACGACCUGGCAAACAAGAAAGAAGAGAUUCUGAUGCCUCUCUGUUGUCAACAUCAAGUUUGAAGUUAUGUCAGACGAUGUACGAGAACAAUGCCAAUGGUAUAGACAGGAGAGACCAUGUGGAUGGAGACCUGUUUGUUGAAAUGUCAGAUGUGGAAGGAAUAUAUGACUCAUUAAUUUAUAUAGCGAGAUUUGUUUACCAUGUAACAGACUGGUGUCACCAUCUACUUUACACAGCUCGAAUGUUUGUAAAAUCAACAUUAGAAGCAUAUUUAGACUGGUACACAGACUACAAAGUUCACAUGGUCACCCAGGAGCAUAGACUGGUCUCACUUAUUCACCUGCUUAGAGAUGUGCUUUUCUUUGACAACGAUCCACCAAGGACAGAUGAUGACAAAAGAAAACGUUAUGAAGAAGCAGUGUCUGGAUGCCUUGAUUUUCUACCGAAACCAGCUGUUUGGGCAAUAGGGGAGAAAGAACAUAGAGAAGGAACUCUGAUGAUUCUACAUGCAUUGCAACAACCUAAACUCAACAAACAGUUGAGUUACGUUUUCCUGGAUAUAUUUAUAACAGAACUGUUCCCAGAGUUAAUGAGAUGAUCGCAGAUAGCAACAGUUAAAUGUGGACCAAUGCCUUGGUCUCAAGAUUAUUGUUCCAACCAGCUCCAAGGUUUUAUAACAGUAGUAUGGAGACCAGCGUCAUAGCACAACUUUUCCUCUGGACACCUUUAGGAUUGUGUUCAAAAACAACCAAUCAGAUGCAUGAGUUCAUAGACUGGUUACUCAGUUUUAUAACUUAGGGCCAAGGACAUGUAAACUAGAAGCAAGAAGCAGAUGGAAAUAUUUCUUCAGUGCAUUAUGUUUUUUUAAUGUGAUCUUUUCCUCAGCAAACCUCCCAAAAUACUCACAAUGGACAGGAGUAUCAAAUGGCGCACUGCUGAGAUUUAUUAUAGAAAACAUUGUCUGUACCCACAAACCUUGGAGUUGCUCACAUAGUAGGUAAUUUCUGGUAUUAUUUGUAACAAUGGUACUUGAUUCAUACAGGAAGACAUAUUUUGUGGAAUUUUGUUGAUUAUUACUAUGUUGUUUUUUAUUAAGCUUUUGAAUAUUGGUGUGGAGUCUGUUAUUGCCUUGGAUAAACUUAUUUAUUUCAUUUAUGUAUUUUAUAAUAUAACAGUGUUUUCUUCUGAAGAAAUUGAAGUAUGGAUGUUUUACCUUUUAGAACUAUUUUACAUAUUUUGCAACAAUUUUCAUUAUUUUUGAUACAGAAGAAUUCCAAAGCAGGCUAUGAGUAUAUGCUCUCUCGCAAGAAAAUUGCCGAAAGGCAUUUUGGUUACACUAACUUAAUUACAGCUUGGUAUGUAGUAUUUGAAAUGUUCUGUUAAUUGUGAACUUAUUUGGCUUCUACAGUGAAAUAAUUUCAUUCAGUCUAAAUUCAUGAUAAUGAUUAUACAUGUUGACAGGAUUCAGAAUGUUUGUUUUGUCGCUAGACGUCAUGAAAUUAUUUUGAAAUUAAUAUUAUACCCAGCAAGGUUGCAAUCUUUUACAUUUUUAGCUCACCUGUCACAUAGUGACAAGGUGAGCUUUUGUGAUCACUCUUUGUCCUUUGUCCGUCGUCAGUCCGUCCGAGCUCACAUUUGCAUACUUAGGUGGCUAUAGGAACAAUAGGUAACUGUACUUUUUCUUUGAUGUCAUUCAUUCCAUAAGGCUUUUAUGUGGCUAUUUUUCUCUUACUUGGCUAAAAGAACAAUAGAGAGAACAAAAGAGUAGCCACAUAAGUAUCCAUAUGUAGGAACUUCCAUGCGUCUGUCCGUCCGUCAACAAGUUCUUGUCUGCACGAUAGUGGUUUCAUUUAUGAUUUUAUUUUAACCAAACUUGCACACAACUUGUAUCACCAUAAGAUCUCGAUUCCUUUCAUGAACUGGCCAGAUUCCAUUAUGGGUUCCAGAGUUAUGGCCCCUGAAAUGGCCAAAAUUAGCUAUUUUGACCUUUUCUGCACAAUAGCAGCUUUAUUUAUGAUUUGAUUUUUACCAAACUUACACACAACUUGUAUCACCAUAAGAUCUUGAUUCCUUUCUUGUACUUGCCAGAUUCCUUUAUGGGUUCCAGAGUUAUGGCCCCUGAAAGGGCCAGAAUUAGCUAUUUUGACCUUGUCUGCACAAUAGCAGCUUCAUUUAUGAUUUUAUUUUUAUCAAACUUGCACACAACUUGUAUCACCAUAAGAUCUCGGUUCCUUUCUUGAACUGGCCAGAUUCCUUUUUGGAUUCCAGAGUGAUGGCCCCUGAAAGGGCCAGAAUUAGCUAUUUUGACCUUGUCUGCACAAUAGCAGCUUCAUUUAUGAUUUUAAUUUAAUCAGACUUGCACAAAACUUGUGUCACCAUAAGAUCUCGGUUCCUUUCUUGAACCGGCCAGAUCUCAUAAUGGGUUCCAGAGUUAUGGCAUCUGAAAGUGCCAAAAAUAGCUAUUUUGACCUUGUCUGCACAAAAGUAGCUUCAUUUAUGAUUUGAUUUAAACCAAACUUGCACACAACUUGUAUCACCACAAGAUCUUGGUUCUUUCUUGAACCGGCCAGAUUCCAUCAUGGAUUCCAGAGUUAUGGCCCCUUAAAGGUCCAAAAUUUGCUAUUUUGGGUUUUGCAGCCAUAUAGAGACUUCAUUUAUGGUUUGAUUUGAUACAAACUUCCAAAAUAUCUUCAACAACAAUAAAUCUUGGAUUCCAUGACAAAUCUGUCAGAUCCAAUCGUGGUUCCAGAGUUAUUUUAUAUCUGAUUACCUCCCCUGAUUGUAAUCAAAAUGGAUUUAUAUCAGAAAGUACUUAUAGGACUUAUUUGAAAUUUCAUUAUUGUCAUUAGUUGGACUGAGACAAUCAGGGUAGAUAACUAUGGACUGAUUUUAUAUCAAAUUACCUCCCUUUAUUUCAAAUUAAAAUGGGUAUAUCUCCGUAACCAAUGAAGAUACUGAUCUGAAAUUUCAUUUAUAUCAACAGAUGGACUUGGACAAUCAGUGAACAUACAUAUUGACUGAAUUUUUGACAAAUUAUCUCCCUUUAUUUUUUAUCUAAAUGAAUACACCUUAGCAGCUUCUAAUGAGAUUGGUUUGAAACAUUAUUUAUGUCUUCAGUGGUAAGAAAUAGUCAUAUUAGAUAACUCAUGAUUGAACAUUUAUCGAUAUGAAUACUUUACUAAUAUAUAGAGGAUAUUACACGAGUGUCUUUUCAUACUGAAUUUAUUAAACGAGUUGAAUAAAAUAAUAAAAUGCAAGGCUCUGCCGAGCAUUUUAUCAAUUUUAUUCAACGAGUUUAAUAAAUUCAAUUUGGAAAGUCACAAAUGUAAUAUUCUUUUUAUCACAUGAUAGCCUUUCCGGUAGAAACAUAAAAAAAUCUACUUUCUUUUGCUAUAUAAACAAGACAAUUUGACCAACGUCUCCUAUACUAUAAACAACGUUGACGUCAAAGCUUUAUUACACUAGUGUAUUAUCAUUUUUAUUUAAUGGCUUUAUUACACUCCCACGACGUCAAACAUGUGAUAAAUUGUUGUAUAGGCUUGUACUCUGUAUCUUUAUAAGCAUAUACCAAUGCAUGAUUACCUCCCCUGAUUUUGAUAAAAAUGGACUUAUCUCGUUAAAUAUUUAUAGAACUCAUUUGAAAUUUCAUUAUUGUCUUAAGUUGGACUGAGACAAUCAGUGUAGGUAGCUAUGGACAGAUUUUAUGUCAAAUUACCUCCCUUUGUUUCAAAUUAAAUUGGGUGUAUCUCAGUAACAAAUGUAGAUACUGAUUUGAAAUGUCAUUUGUGCCAUCAGAUGGACUCGGACAAUCAGUGUAGAUAACUUUGACCGAAUUUAUGACAAAUUACCUCCCUUUAUUUUAUGUAAACGAAUAUAUCUCAGCAGCAUCUAAAUUUCGAGGGCUCAACACGAAACUAGUCUAAGCGUAUAUAGAAAUAGAAGCAGAUAGACUAGUUUCGCGUUGAGCCCUCGUAAUGAGCUUGGUUUUGAAUGUUAUUUAAGUCUUCCAGGGUAAUGAAUAGUCAUGUUAGUACAAAAAUGCAGCAUUUGAGCCUAGGACCCUCAAACUUGGUAUGGAAAUUGGCCCUGACUAGGUCAGAAGGGACUGUUACACUGAUAUUUAAUGUGUAUGCCUAUGCGCUCAAUGUCAAAACUUGAUCAUAUCAUUUUGAGCAAUAGUACUCAGGUGAGCGAUACAGGGCCAUCAUGGCCCUCUUGUAUUCUGUGUCAGAAAACAGGUCAAUUUGCGAGAAAGUUCAUUAAAAGCUAUUUUGUAAGAGUUUAAUAAGUAUAUAUUUACAUUUGUUAUCCUUAUGGAAUAAUUUGUAGAGUGUCUCCAACUUUCUAAGAAUUUUAUUGUAUUAAAGGGAAAGGCAGUGUUGUUCUCAUGUAAUUCCACCUGCUAGGCUUUCCUGAUUUAUUUAAAGAAGUGGAAGAAUUUUCAAAAUCGGUUUAAAAAUUAGAAAGUUAUGAAUAUUUCAAUAUUUUAUCAAAAUGGUGGCCAUUUUGUUUCAUAUAUAUAUAUAUAUAUAUAUAUAUAUAGAAAGAAAUGAUUUUACAGAAAUAACAGAAUAUAUAUAUAUUGAACUGUAUUCUGUUAUUUCUAUAAAAUCAUUUCUCUUUUCAGUUAUAAGGAAAGAAAUUACAAAAAUACCAUGUUUUACAUCUUACACUCAAGUAUUGGAAAGUAAUCUAUUUCAAUGGUUAUUUGCUAAAUAGAGAAUUCAGCAGUGUGUAAAUGACAUCAUAAGCACACUUAAAUGGCUGCCACCAUGAUCUGCCAUUUUCUUAAAUUUCAGACUGCAAUAUCUUUUUCAAUAGUGGUCCGAUUUUUAAAAUUCUUUCACUGUUCUGAAAGGCUUGAGGAUGUUUACAUAUAAUAUUAACAAAUUGUAAGGUAUACUUUGUCCUUUAAGUAUAACUUUUAUUCAAUAUUUACUGUCUUUCAAGUAAAAUCAUAAACCUUCCUUUCGUGAUGUUUGUUGAAUUUUCUAUAACUUGACUUGUCAAAAAAGACGUUUAACUUAGUAAAAAAAAUACCCACUUUCACUUGUAUAUUCCAGGUGAAAUUCUGCCUUUACUUGGAAGCACCAACUUCUAAGUGCAUAAUUACAUUCAGCCACAGUAUACCAACAUAUGUAAAAUCCUUUGUCAAAUGCUUUUUGAAUUUUUAUUAGGAAAAUAUAAGAUGAGAAAGGUUGUCAGGGUUGUAAAAUUGAGUUUAAAAACCUGUCUCGGCCUUGCUAUUUGUCAGUGUGAAGAUUACACCUUAAAUCAACCAAUCAGGUGCUUCAGCUUUUAAACUGGCCUCCGAACUCAGUUUUAUAUUCCUGUCUUGUUUUACCUUUGAGGAUUGAUGUUGGUAAAAGACGGCUUAUAUAUAUGACAUUAAAUUGUACUGUAUAUUGACAAUGUAUAUGUUUUGAGACAGUGUUUGUGCAAUAUGUUUUUGUUAUGUUAACUGUGAUAUUUAAGAAAAAUGAAAUUUAAUCAUUUACAUGGAUUUCUAUCAAUCAUAAUGUUAUUUUGGAAAAUUCAAAUAAAAGUGCAAUAUU